Messenger RNA from Tachyglossus aculeatus (Australian echidna), 3614 nucleotides. RefSeq names its product leucine rich repeat and sterile alpha motif containing 1 (gene LRSAM1). The record is from RefSeq and is a predicted model, not a curated record. The coding region runs from base 95 to 2362 and encodes 755 amino acids. The transcript has 25 exons. Lineage: Eukaryota; Metazoa; Chordata; Mammalia; Monotremata; Tachyglossidae. Gene Ontology annotation, molecular function: protein binding.
GCGGAGCAGGGUGGGCAGGUCCCCGCCUCUCGUCUCUAGGGCCGGAGGAAGAAGGCUCCCAUCGCCAAGAACUCCCGUUUUGCUUGGAACUGUAAUGCCUCAUCUGCCUCUAAUCGCACUAAAUCUCACUAAUCUUGAUCCAGUGUCAAAAAGGACCAUUUGUGAAAAAAGAAAGAUGCCGCUCUUCUUUCGUAAAAAGAAACCAAGUGAGGAGGCUCGGAAACGUCUUGAAUACCAGAUGUGCGUGGCAAAAGAAGCUGGUGCAGAUGAUAUUCUUGACAUAUCAAAAUGUGAGCUCUCAGAGAUUCCAUUUGGGGCUUUUGCAACAUGCAAGGUGCUGCAGAAGAAGGUGUUGAUCAUUCACUCGAAUUACCUCACGUCUCUUCUUCCUAAGUCCUGUAGCCUCCUGAGCCUUGUGACGAUCAAAGUUUUGGACCUUCAUGACAAUCAACUUACAGCCCUUCCAGCUGACAUCGGACAGUUGACCACCCUUAAGGUCUUAAAUGUUGAAAAAAAUCUGUUGAAAUUUCUUCCCCAAUCCAUUGGCGACCUGGCCCAGCUCCAGACCCUCAAUGUGAAAGAUAAUAAACUGAAGGACCUGCCCGACACCCUCGGAGAGCUCCGAAGCUUGCGCACUCUCGACGUUAGUGAGAACCCGAUUCAGAGACUGCCCCAGAUGCUGGCUCACGUUCGCACUCUGGAGUGUCUGACGCUUGACGCUCCAGCUAUGAUUUAUCCUCCGGGGACUGUCUGCAGUGCUGGAACAGAAGCCAUUCAGCAGUUCCUGUGUAAAGAAUCUGGGCUUGAGUAUUAUCCCCCUUCCCAGUACCUGCUCCCUCUUUUGGAAAGAGAUGGAGAAGAGCUGUCCAUAGAAAGCACGGAUGGACUCACAAGUAGAUUUGCAAGGGAGGAAACAGAGUGGCAGAACAAAUUCUCAGAUUAUGAAAAGAGGAAGGAACAAAAAAUGCUGGAAAAGCUGGAAUUUGAGCGACGCCUGGAUAUUGGGCAGCGGGAGCAUGCCCAGCUCCUCCAGCAGAGCCUCAGUCAGAAGGAUGAAAUACUGCAGACUGUCAAAGAGGAACAGGUUCGGCUAGACAAGGGCUUGAGCGAGCAUCAGAGGUAUCUGGAGGGAGAGCGUUUGCGGCUACAGGAGCAACUAAAGCAAACUGAGCAGAACGUCUCCAGUCGGAUUCAGAAGCUGCUGGAAGAAAAUCAGCGACAAAAGAAAAGUUCAGAAAUCUUGAAAUCACUAGAAAAUGAAAGAAUAAGGAUGGAGCAGCUAAUGGCCAUAACCCAGGAGGAGACUGAAAAUCUGCGCAGAAGAGAAAUUGCUUCUGCCAUGCAGCAAAUGUUGACCGAGAGCUGCAAGAACAGACUUAUCCAGAUGUCCUAUGAGUCUCAGCGACAAAACCUGGUCGAACAAGCAUGUUCCAGCAUGGCAGAGAUGGAUGAGCGUUUCCAACAGAUUCUGGCUUGGCAGCAGAUGGAUCAGAACAAGGCUAUCAGCCAGAUCUUACAGGAGAGCGCAAUGCAGAAGGCAGCCUUUGAGGCCCUGCAAGUGAAGAAGGACCUCAUGCACAGACAGAUCAGGAACCAGAUUAAGUUAAUAGAAACUGAGUUAUUGCAGUUGACACAACUGGAGUUAAAGAGGCAAGAACUGGACACAGAGGCACUGCAGGAGGUGAUCUCAGAGCAACGUCAAGCCCUCAGCAACCUGCUGCAGCAACUGCUGAAAGAGAAAAAGCAACGAGAAGAGGAGCUGCAAGAAAUCUUGUUGGAAUUGGAGGCAAAAAGUGAAACGAAGCAGGAAAACUACUGGCUGAUACAGUAUCAGCGCCUGUUGGACCAGAAACCCUUGUCCCUGAAGCUGCAGGAAGAGGGCUUGGAGCAGCAACUGGUGAACCUGCUGGUAGACCUGUCAGGCGAACGGUACCUUCCCAUCUUUGCCCACCACCGUGUCUCGUUGGACACACUGAGCCGCAUGAGCCCCGGCGACCUGGCCAAGAUGGGCGUUUCUGAAACUGGUCUGCAGCACGCAAUCCUCAGGAGAGCCCAGGAGCUGCUGGCUGUGGCUAAAACACUGCCAGGGUUGCUGGCGUCUGAGGACGUGGCGAUCCCGUGUGCUCCAGAGCCAGGGGUUUCACGAGAGGAACCUCCUGUGGGGGUGACCCCUACGGCUCCACCUCAGCAGCUGGACGUGCAAGCCUCGGAGUGUGUGGUGUGCCUGGAGCGGGAGGCCCAGAUGAUCUUCUUAAACUGUGGCCACGUUUGCUGCUGUCAGUUGUGUUGUGAGCCCCUGCACACCUGCCCUCUGUGCCGCCAGGACAUAGUGCAGCGAAUCCGCCUCUACCACAGCGGCUAGGCCGGCCCUGAGCUGCCCCAGGCUGCGGGAAGGCCUCUCCUGCCCACUGGGCCCAGUACAGCCAUCCUCCUCAUCUUCAUCCCUGCCCCGGUAUUUAUUGAGCUCCCCCACAGAACAGAGCACUGACCCAGCGGCUAGAUCCGGCUCACUUCCUUGGUAGCGUAAGGCUGCUCUGAACCCACCGAAUCUGAGGCCAGGACGGGAUAGCGUGCGGCCCCGCUCCGGCAUAGCAUCUGAUCUCUGAGCCCUCCUCUGUGAGAGAAAGCGAGUGUGCCUGACGUUUUCAUCUGCUGCACGUGGACCUUAGGGGGUGGGGUGAGUGUGGGGCUGGGACCCAGAGGUGGAAGUCCCGGUACAGUGGCUCAUUGGCAAGGCAGCAGAGAGCUGUGUUCUGCAGGGACACAGCUGGGAUUUUCACUCCCAAUGAAUGGGGGUCUCACCAAAAGUGGUGCUGACCCAAUCAAGGGGGAGGCUUUGGCUCACCUGCAACCAAGGGUGAAAAUUCCCCCCUCCUUCUUUCCAUCCUUCCUUCUUGCCCACUCACCCACCCCAACCACAGGAGGCCCUUUCACAAGAUGAGAUGGGCUGGAGCUUCCUGGCUUCCCCUGAGCCCUGCCAUUCUGUGUCUCAGGGGCUGUGUGCCCCCUCCCUGCACCUACCAGGGGGCAGUGAGCAGGCUGGGGUGGUUUCCAGUCUGCCAUCAGAAUUUCUGGCCUAAUGGAAUGAGUCUAAUACUGCUUUCUCUCUGCCAACCUUUGCCAUGACCCUCUCCUGUCAGUGCCUUAGCUUCUGAAUCGUGCAGGGAAAGAAUAACACUCCUGAGCCUCGCCGGGCUUGGGAAUGGGGCAGGAAGAGCAUUUGUAGGGCAGCAGUUAGGGAGAAGGAGCAGGUUGGUGCUCCUGCUCUCAUCCCGGCUGGCUCUACCCUUCGUGGGGGCCUUGGCGGCCAGGCUGUGGGACCUGUAUGCAAUGAGGCAAGACCUCCUCUCACCCAUUUGUUCUUCCUUUCCAAGAGAAAGGGGGAAGAGGGGAAGGAGAAUGUGGGCAAGAGGGAGGAGAGGGUUAAGUCUGGUUGAGUCACAAAUUGAGUCUGGGCAGAAAGCUUUUCUCCCAUCCUAGAAUCAUCCAUCAUCCUGUAGGGCCAUAAUAAUCUUUCUCCCCUUCUGCUUCCCCCUAGCCAGGCUAUGAAACCCUCCCAUGCACUUUGGGCAAGGGGAACCACCCAGACAGAAAUAAAUUUUAAUCCUCCCCCU